UUCCAAAACACCACUGCUCGCCGCUCUCCUUUCGCUACCGUCCUCAUUAUCGUCCCGCCAGUCCGCCGUCGCCUUCCUCUCAAGCACCAUGUCUUACUGGCCCAUAUCUCCGCUGAACGGCCUCAAGGACGUUUGGACCGGCAAAAACACAUCCACCGGCGAGCCAGUCAUCAUCAAGUUCUUUGACCGCGAGAACGAAUAUGCAUACUCGGAGCACAACGAGGCUAUCAAGCGAGAGGUCGAUAUCCUCAAGGAGCUCUCGCUUGCCAUGCCUGACAGGGUCGUGCGCUUCAUCGAUUUCUAUGCCGAUGACGAGAACCGAUAUGUUCUUGUGAUGGAAAGAGGCGAGUGCACCCUGCUCGACGUCUUGAUGGAGAAAGAGUAUUUCCCUGAAGAUGAGGCCCGUGUGGUGAUCCGAGAAACGCUGUUGGCGGUUGCCGGGUUUCACCAACACAUGAAGGUGUACCGCGACAUCAAGCCGGCAAAUAUCCUGCUCAUGAACCGAUCCGAUCUGACCUCGAUCAAAUUCUGCGACUUUGGUACUUGCACGAGUGAAUUUGGAUACAGCAGCCAGAACCUGACGGUCGGAACGCUGUACUAUAUGGCGCCCGAAGUGCUGAAGCCCAAAGAGUUCUACGGAUGGGCUGCGGAUAUAUGGUCUCUUGGAGUGCUCACAUACCAGCUUCUGCUUGGAGAUAUUCCCUUUUUACCUCCCAAGUCAAAGGAGUCGGCGAUGCUGAGCAUCAUUCGCAAAUCUGUUUUGAGCUUCACCAACAAGCGAGGUGUUGUGCUCAGCCCCGAGGCCCAGGACUUUGUGCGCCUGUUGCUGAGCUUUGAACCUGAGAAGCGCCCCACUGCGGCCGCGGCGCUUAACCACCCUUGGCUCUCGCAAGGACUGCCCAAGCAAAGUGUCUUCCCCGUGGCCGGUGUACCCGGCUGGAUCUCUGUCCACCAAGAGGACGGGCUCGUCUUCUUUGUGAAUCAAAACACCAACGAGACCUUCUGGCAACUCCCCGCCGAAAUCGAGGCUCUCGCCCAGCAAGCGCUUGGAGUCGCAGCCCAAGAUCCGUCGUCCCUCGCCGUCCCUCCACCGCUGCCCCAGCGCCCUGGUCAUGCCGCAAGUUCACCACACUCCGACUCGCGCUCCCCACGAGUGCACUUUGCUGAAAUGGUGCGUGUGAUCGAAACCGAGGCUUUUGACGAGACCGAGGACGACGACGAUGAUGACGAAGCAGAUUAUGAUGAAGAUGAGCCAAACGACCAAACUGAACCGCAAAUGGAGUCCUCGGCAGAGAGCCAACCUUGCGAUGCGGCCGAGGAAGAUGAAGAAAUCGCCUCCUACGGCAAGUUCGGCCGGCCCUCCUCACCCACUCCUGUCCACCACGCCGGCGAUCACACGCAUUCGCAUGAUCAAGAGGCCUUGUUUGACGACUCGGCUGAUGGCCCCCCGCUUCCGCCCAAGGAAGCCAGUGCAAGCGAUGCUCAGCUCGACCCUCUAUCGCUACAGACACCAUCGAAAGCCGAAUCUGGUUCGGCUGAGCCUGCCCUUUCUGGCGCUGAGUCGCAGGCUCGCUCACCUCCCUAUCCCCACUCUGACCACGGUCAUCCUCAGACAGUUGCACCACCAGCUGUGGAUGUGCCCAUUGCGAACGGCUCCCAGGUCACUGCCGCGGAAGUCACUCGCGCAGUUCCCAACCAAAUUGUCGAGCAAGUUGCGGACCCUCAAGCUGAGGCAGCUGCAGGCAUGGUCUUGAAUGCCAAUCCUCAAGCGACCACCGCAGCGGUGGCUACUGGGGUCGCCCCAGGAUCCUUGGCUGCGGCUCCAGCCGAAGUGCCAGUGGCCCCUCUCAGGAUUUCGUCAGCGACUGCUCCUGUGGUGGUGGUUGAUGCUCCCUCUGUCACCAGUUCCUUGCCCUCGCCUGGUGCCUCUGUUCCAGCUCACGGUGCUGCAGUCACCGGUCCAAAUGCAGGCUCGUUCGCUGUCCCAGUGACCUCGAACGCUGACGCCGGCCAGGACCUACCCGCCUCCGACUCGACUCACCCGCCCCAAGAGCCGCCUCACCAGGCCGAAGCCGCCGAGUCGACUCCCUCCACGAUUCCGCCCCACGUCGAGAUGGCGUCUACCGACCUCCCCCGUGUCGAUAGCGGCCUCCGUUCAAGUGGAAAGCGCAAACCCGCGCCUCUCUUGGCCGAGAUCUCAUCGAAUACUCUGAGAAACGUCGCCGAAAGGAUCGUCCUUCUGACGCGCACCAAGAGCCAAGAGCCUCACGAUCGAAACCAUGCCCAUCACCCCGAUCGCCAUGGCUCGUAUUGAGCAUGGCCGUUGUCCCGCCGCGAUACUGAACACGCACGAUCGGCGGGGUUUGUUGAAAUGAAGGGGCGUGGGAUAUCUCGAGUGAAGGCCGAUCCCGUGUGCUGGAGGACCGGCCUGAGGAACUCUCUGUAUUUUUGUCAAUAGGAAAGAAACAAACGACCAGCCCCA
Messenger RNA from Polychytrium aggregatum, 2482 nucleotides. Its product is annotated as kinase-like domain-containing protein. The coding region runs from base 89 to 2314 and encodes 741 amino acids. NCBI's taxonomy places the organism in Eukaryota, Fungi, Chytridiomycota, Chytridiomycetes, Polychytriales. The record is from RefSeq and is a predicted model, not a curated record. Gene Ontology annotation, molecular function: calcium-dependent protein serine/threonine kinase activity; ATP binding; calcium/calmodulin-dependent protein kinase activity. Gene Ontology annotation, biological process: peptidyl-serine phosphorylation; intracellular signal transduction; protein autophosphorylation. Gene Ontology annotation, cellular component: nucleus; cytoplasm. The transcript has 5 exons.